GCGAGGGGAGCGAUGCCGCUGCACCAGGUGCCUCCGCGGCUGUGGAAGGCGGCACAGCUGCAGCGGGGCAUCUAUGCCCGCCUGCCCGAGCACUAUCUGCGGGCGCUCCGAGAGGACGAGAAAGCGCCGCCGCCGGCCGUGCACUGGAGGCCGCAGGAGCGCCCGCGGGAGCUCGACCCCGCCACCGGCCGCCGCCGCCGCGUGCAGGACGUCCCGCUGCCCAUCUACUACCCGCCAGCCAGCCAGGAGGGCCUCUGGGGCGGAGAGGGGUGGGUCUCCGGCUUCCGCUACGCCAACGACAACAAGCUCUCACCCCGGGUGAAGAAGGUGUGGAAGCCGCAGCUCUUCUUCCGCCAGCUCUACAGCGAGAUCCUGGACAGGCGGCUCACCAUCACGGUCACCAUGCGGACCCUGGACCUCAUUGAUGCCGCCUUCGGUUUCGACUUCUACAUUUUGAAGACGCCCAAGGCAGAGCUCUGCUCCAAACUGGGCAUGGAUCUGAAGCGCACCAUGCUGCUGAGGCUCGCUCGCCGCGAUCCUGCUCUUCACCCCAACGACCCUGCAAAGAGAGAGGCGAUUUAUGAGAAAUACAAGGAGUUUGUCAUCCCAGUGGAGGAGGCAGAAUGGGUUGGGCUGAGUUUGGAAGAAGCAGUAGAAAAGCAGCGGCUCCGAGAGAAGAAGGACGCGGUUCCCCUCUUCAGAGUCUACAUAGAAGAACUGGUGCAGCAGCUCCAGGAGCAGAAACUAUCUGAAUCGGCCAAAGAGCAAAGGAACUGACAAAGAGCAGGCUGGGGUGGGGCGGGCAACUCUUUGCGUUUCUGUUAGCCUGUGAGGUGGGAUAUCUUGAGGGGGCUGACUCGUGUGCAGAAGAGGAGGGUCAGUGUGAGGAGUGGGGGCAUCUGCAGGGAGUGUCCUCGGGAAGGGCUGGGCGCUCGUCACCUGUGUUCUCCUUCUCCACUAAGGAAGCUGUGGCAGAGCCUCAAUAAAGCGAAGGAUGCCUUCCCACCAUGACUGGAUGGCUUUUUUGAACGUGGCUCUGGAGAGGCUGGACCCCCCCCCCCCCCCACCGCUGCCCCAUGGGCCACUAGUCUUCCCAUCAGCCUCCAGGCUCGGCAAGGUGUUUGUGUGGAUGACUGCCAGGUACCUAGAGGAGGUGCCAGGAGGACAGUGGCUGGGGGUGGUGGUGGUUUCUGCUUUGUUUGGGACAACGUUCAGAGUGAAUUGGCAGUUUGUGUUGAAUGAAGGAAAGAACCUGAUUUUUCCUCUUAAGAUUACAACAUUAAGAAGUUAAGAAUGUAGAAGGAAACAAGAAAAGAAUUGUGGAAGCUACUCAGUUGUUUGCUUCCUGGCCUAGAGGGUCUCUGCUUGCCAUUUGGGGGCUGCUGAGGGAGGUCUGGCAGGCAGUGCCCGCCUCUCCCAGGCCUUAGCCAGAAAUAAGCCAAGGCGGCAGCUGCCUAAUGUUGCCUCUGGCCAGCAUCUCUUCAAUGACCUGAGAUUUGAGCAGGAAAGACUGCAGCAGAAACUGACCUCUUCCUGAAGAGGGAAGGUGCUUGGAGGCCCCUGGCAGCGCUCCUGAGGCUGCACACAGGAAUUCUUGCAAGGAGCUUGAAGGUGUCUUAGCAUAUCGUCGGGACAAACUUUAAAAACCACCGAAGGGGGCUGGGGGAGUUGAGGUAUCUCUUCUGUAAAGGCUGAGAUUGUAUGAAGCUGUGAGGGAGUAAUUCUCUGGUCUUGUUGUCAUUCUAUGCCCCCCCCCCCAUCCAGAAGAGGGCUAUGUGGGGGGGGGGGAGCUCCCAAGCAGGGUUUGACACAGUGGGGGGCAGCCUGUUUCUCUGAAGACCUCCAGCCACUGGAUGUCAGUCAGUGUAGGGAUGGGCUGACACCCUUGAUGAGAGAGACAGCUCACCCAUAAAAGUCACCCACGUUGGUCACCAUGGUGGCAUCUUGGUGCAAUGAGUUUCAAGUGAAGAAAGGCCGCUGUUUGCAUAGUCUCCUGUGAGUAGCCUUCACACGAUGAGCAAAGCAACUUUACGUUGUGUUCUUUGACUGGCCUUUUAUGUAUUCCUGAAGACGUGGACUGUUCCUUCAUCAUAAAGAAAUCUCCCAUUUAUCUCCAA
This is a messenger RNA of Heteronotia binoei (common prickly gecko), 2117 nucleotides long. It is a transcript of the gene MRPL28, whose product is annotated as mitochondrial ribosomal protein L28. The record is from RefSeq and is a predicted model, not a curated record. The transcript has 5 exons. Gene Ontology annotation, cellular component: mitochondrial large ribosomal subunit. Gene Ontology annotation, molecular function: structural constituent of ribosome. NCBI's taxonomy places the organism in Eukaryota, Metazoa, Chordata, Lepidosauria, Squamata, Gekkonidae. Bases 13 to 777 code for a protein of 254 amino acids.